This is a messenger RNA of Python bivittatus (Burmese python), 3511 nucleotides long. NCBI's taxonomy places the organism in Eukaryota, Metazoa, Chordata, Lepidosauria, Squamata, Pythonidae. The record is from RefSeq and is a predicted model, not a curated record.
ACCUGGAUAUUUUUGCUGUAUUUUGCUCCAUUAAGAUACAGCCUCUUCUAGAGUCACCUAACCAUUGAUGAGCAGCAGGAAAGCCUCUUCUGAAACCAUCACCUUGGAGCAAUCUUCAGAGUGGUGGAUGGAGCCCAGGAAAUAUAUCCUGGGGAGGCCUACACGGUCGAGACCAUCGUAGAAAUGGAAAUAUGGGAAUACCAGGGACAGUGAACCAAGUCUCUCCCUUAAAGAAGCCAUUUUCUGGUAAUGUCAUCGCACCCCCUAAAUUUUCUCGUUCUGCUUCAUCCUUGACUCCAAAACCAUGGACUGGGGAUAAUGUUUUCAGAACAGACAACAACAGUAACCCACUUUUGCCCUUACAGGAUCGGAACAGAAUGUAUGACACAUUGAAUAUGCAUUCACUGGAAAAUUCCCUUAUUGACAUAAUGAGAGCUGAGCAUGAUCCUCUUAAAGGUCGUUUAAGUUACCCACAUCCAGGAACUGACAAUCUUCUAAUGUUAAAUGGUCGAUCUUCCCUCUUUCCCAUAGAUGAUGGCUUAUUAGAUGAUGGUCACAGUGACCAAGUUGGUGUAUUGAAUUCACCUACCUGUUAUCCUGCUCAUCAAAAUGGAGAACGGAUAGAACGUUUCUCUCGGAAGGUGUUUGUUGGUGGUCUUCCUCCAGACAUCGAUGAAGAUGAAAUAACUGCCAGCUUCCGAAGAUUUGGACCUCUGGUGGUUGACUGGCCUCACAAAGCAGAAAGCAAAUCCUACUUUCCACCUAAAGGUUAUGCAUUCCUCCUUUUCCAAGAGGAGAGUUCUGUUCAAGCCCUGAUUGAUGCUUGCCUUGAAGAAGAUGGAAAGCUUUAUUUGUGUGUUUCCAGCCCUACUAUCAAGGAUAAGCCUGUUCAGAUCCGUCCCUGGAACUUAAGCGAUAGUGACUUCGUAAUGGAUGGUUCACAGCCUCUGGAUCCUCGAAAAACCAUUUUUGUUGGUGGUGUUCCCAGACCGUUGCGAGCUGUGGAAUUGGCUAUGAUAAUGGACCGUCUCUAUGGUGGAGUGUGUUAUGCAGGAAUCGACACCGAUCCUGAAUUAAAAUACCCCAAAGGUGCUGGGCGAGUGGCUUUUUCCAAUCAACAGAGCUACAUUGCUGCCAUCAGUGCUCGGUUUGUUCAGCUUCAACAUGGGGAUAUUGAUAAACGAGUGGAGGUAAAGCCAUAUGUGUUGGAUGACCAGAUGUGUGAUGAAUGCCAGGGCGCACGAUGUGGUGGAAAGUUUGCUCCUUUUUUUUGUGCCAAUGUUACUUGCCUGCAGUAUUACUCCCCAUUGAUUGUUCAUGGUUAAAACUUCCUCUCCAAACCAAAGAUGGGGAAGCCCACUGCUAACCAGUCACCAAAUGGGAAACUACUGAGAAAUGAGCACUAAAACAUGCUGAUACCAAGAAAAUGCUUUACUAAUAAAAAUCUAAAUAAAGUCAAAAUGGAGAUGGUAUAAUAUUUCUACAGCUAGUUGCAGAAGGUAAAUCUUAUCUUUAAGGCAACAGUGAAAUCUGGCUUAAAUUGUCUGUUCUUGCUUGACCUCAGUACACUUGACAGUAUAUUUAUCAAAAUGGCAUCGCUGUUGCAUGAAAUCCAGUUCGUUUACUGACAGUCGAGUGUAGAUUUUAAUCCAGAUGAAGCCGUUUCAAGUAAUGGUAUUGCUUGCAAGAUUUUGGGUGGUGUAAACCAAGCCAACAAACAUUUUCUUGAUCCUAAGUGCAAGAAUUUCACUAGCAGUGUUUUUGUCCAUCUCGGAACAUGUCAGUGCAACUAGCUUUUAUGUUCCAGUGGAAGAGCUACUCUGCGGUUUAAGCACCCAAUAAAAGCAAGUCCAGAAUUGCAGCCCUUUCCACAGAGAGAAAUUAACCAGGGUUGUGCUCUUGCCAAACCCUCGGGGACAAUCCUUUAUGGAAGCGUAGUUUGCUCUUAAAUUGGUUGUCUUAGUGAGCUGCUUGUAUGUUUCAUGUCUAACGCUACUGUUUUGUUGUGAUUGUGGUUCAGGUUUUUAAAGUUUUAAAGUUGAUGCUGUUUAAAAAAAAGCUUUUUAACUGAUUUAUUUAUCAAUGUAUUCUAUUUGUUACUUAACCAUGAUCCUCCAGACUUUUUGGAGUAUUCUUUUCUAACCUUAAGCCCUGCUAAACCUUGAUCCAUUUUUGACAUUUGUUAUGCACUAUUUUUAUAUCUCUGUAAGAGAUUUUUUUCCAACUAGUCAGCUAUUUCAAGGCACAGUUUUUUUGACUGAUUACAUCUCCUUUGCUAUACCUCAAUUUUUGGAAUUAAAAAGAAAAAUCAGUAGUUUUGCAAUGUUAAUUAUUUAAAUAUAAUUUAAUUCUGCAGAUGUUUUUAACUUUAUUUUCGUAUUUCUUGCUUGAAGUUUAAAAUUGAAGCGCCUUUAUAUGUUUUAAAUAAUGAAAAUAAUACCGAAAAAUAGUACACAAUUGAAAUAAUUGGAGAUGUUGAAAAAGCCUUUUCCCCCCUUCUCCCCUACAAUAAAGCUGUCAAAAAGGUGGUGUUACCCUUUACUUGAGAUGGGUAAACUCAUCAAAAUUAUCAAGCUAUGCUUGUCACUUCAUUUCUGGAGCUAUUAAUGCUAAUAGCUACUUUAACCUACAUCUCCCUUUUUUUUUUUUUUGGUCCUUAAUCCAUGAAUUUUGGGUGUUAAUUCAGUGGAGGGAUCUCUUGCAUUGACAUCUUUUGAAACAAAGCAGUCGAUCUGUUGGUCUCCCUUCAUUUCUUAGAGGAGAGGUGGGACAUACGGAUUUUGUGCGUACCUCCUGCUUAUUAAUAGAGAGGGGGAGGGUAUAAGAGUCUUUCUGCUGGAUUGGGCCCCUGUUUUCUCCAGUGUUCACCACUGUAUUGCUUUUGUUUUAUAAAUCAUAUUUAUUUUACUAUUUUUGUAGAAGAUUGUUAAUUUUAUUGUAUUUUUGUAUUUUUAAAGCUUCUUUACUUUUGUUAUCCCAGAUGUGCAUAUUGCUGUUCAAAUGUAUGACUGUGGAAGGAAAAAAAAAACUUUAAAAAGUCCACACUUUUUGUUAAGAAGGAAACAUUUAGCAUUUAUAUAUUUGUGUAUGGAAAACACUUGAUCCUUAAUUCCCUGUUUGCAUCUGGCUGCCCAAGGCCUCUCCUCAAAGAUGCUACAAAACUUGAAUAUAACACAUUUUGGAAGGCUGACUAACCUCGAUUCUGUGUUGUGAUGUGCAAUACUGUUUCUAAUGUUUGUAUAAAAAGAAUAACCGUGUAAACCUUUUUAAUGCAAAUUUUAUUUUUUCAUUGCAUCUUUUGCAAAUUUUAUCCACAGUGUCAUUUUUUACUGUCAGAAAAAGAAAACCCCUUUUGUCAUUGCUACUAUUUUUUAAAAUUCAGAAAUCUUUGUACUGAUGUAAAUGAUUGUAGUUAUUUUGGAUAGUGUUUUGCUAACAAAGGGAGAGACUUUUUUCAUGCAUAUUUCUAUUUUGUUGUCAUUUUGGGUUUUGUUUCUUUGUUUUGUUUCAA